Oenanthe melanoleuca is the source of this 2017-nucleotide messenger RNA. It is a transcript of the gene CTU1, whose product is annotated as cytosolic thiouridylase subunit 1. The record is from RefSeq and is a predicted model, not a curated record. The transcript is spliced from 6 exons. Bases 332 to 2017 code for a protein of 561 amino acids. Gene Ontology annotation, biological process: tRNA wobble position uridine thiolation. Lineage: Eukaryota; Metazoa; Chordata; Aves; Passeriformes; Muscicapidae. Gene Ontology annotation, molecular function: tRNA binding. Gene Ontology annotation, cellular component: cytosolic tRNA wobble base thiouridylase complex; mitochondrion.
GACCCGGAAGCCGCGCGCUGAUUGGCUGCGGUGAGCGCUGAACCCGGAAGCCGCGCGCUGAUUGGCUGCGGUGACCGAUGGACCCGGAAGCCGCGCGCUGAUUGGUCAGAACCGCUGAGGCGGGAUUAAGGCGGGAAAAGGACGGCGCUGAUUGGUCCGUGCCCGCGCAAGGCACGACGGGAAACGAGCGGCCUGAGGCGGCCCGGCCGGCGCGACCACCGCGAGUGGAUUUUUGGGCUUCCCAAGUGAAUUUUGGGAACUUUUCAGAAGAUUUUGGAGUUUUUUUCUUCAAUUUUGGGGCUCCCAGGUGAACUUCGAGUGACCCCAGGCCAUGUCCCCUCCGCGCUGCAGCCGCUGUCCCCUCCCCUCCUCGCUGCUCCGCUCCCGCUCCCUCCGCCCGUUCUGCCGCCGCUGUUUCCUCGCCGCCUUCGAGGCCGAGACGCUCCAGGCGCUGCUGCAGCCCCCGAACCCGGCGCUGACCCCCCGGGCCGGGCAGGGCGUGGCCGUGGCGGCCUCGGGGGGCAAAGACUCCACGGUCCUGGCUCAUUUAUUGGUGAAACUGAACCGGGAGCGGGGCCUGGGGCUGCGCCUGGCGCUGCUGGCCGUGGACGAGGGGAUCUCGGGGUACCGGGACCAGGCCCUGGGGGUGCUGCGGGGGGUGGGGGCGGCGCUGCCCCUCCCCCUCCUGCUGGUGUCGCACCGGGAGCUGUUCGGGCGGGCGCUGGACGAGCUGGGGCCGGCGCUGGGCGGGCGGAGCCGCUGCACGGUGUGCGGGGUGUUCCGGAGGCAGGCACUGGAGAGGGGAGCCAAGGAGAUGGGGGCCGACUGGUUAGCCACUGGCCACAACGCCGACGACGUGGCCGAGACGGUUCUGAUGAAUUUCCUGCGCGGCGACGUGGCGCGGCUGCGGCGCGCGGCCCACGAGGCCUCGGGGGCCACCAAUGGGCCCGCCGACCCGGCGGUGCCGCGCCUGAAGCCGCUGCGCCACGCGUCGCAGAAGGAGAUUGUGCUGUACGCCCACUACCGGGGGCUGCCCUACGCCAGCGCCGAGUGCCGGCACGCGCCGCUGGCGUUCCGCGGGCACCCGCGGGCGCUGCUGAAGGAGCUGGAGGCGGCGCGGCCGGCGGCGGCGGCGGCGCUGGCGCACUCGGGGCGGCGGCUGGCGCUGGGCGCGGCGCCGGGCGCGGGGGCGGCGCCGGGGGCGUGCGGGCGCUGCGGGGCGGCGGCCAGCGGGGGGCGCUGCAUGGCCUGCGCGCUGCUGGCCGCGCUGGAGCAGGGCCGGCCCCGGGUGGCGCUGGGCAAGCGCGGGCUCAGGGUGUUGGUGGCUACCAGGAUGGUGGUGGUCAAGGGGGUGGUGGCCAUGAGGGCUGUGGCUGCAGGGGUGGUGGUCAAGGGGUUGGUGGCCACCAGGAUGGGGUUGGUGGUCAGCUGGAGGGGGGUGGUCAAGGGGGUGGUGGCCACUUGGAGAGUGGUGGUCAAGAGAGCAGUGGUCACUGGGGUGGUGGUCAAGGGGUUGGUGGCCACCAGGGUGGGGGUGGUGGCCACUUGGAGAGUGGUGGUGGCCAUGGGGGCUGUGGCUGCAGGGGUGGUGGUCAAGGGGUUGGUGGUCAAGAGUUUGGUGGCCACUGGGGUGGUGGUCAAGGGGGUGGUGGCCACCAGGGUGGGGUUGGUGGCCAGUUGGAGGGUGAUGGUCAAGGGGUUGGUGGCCACGGGGGCUGCGGCUGCAGGACUAGUGGUGGCCACAGCCCCGGUGGUCAGGUGGGGUGUGGUGGCCACGGUGACCACCUGGAGCCGGCUGUUGGUGACCACGGUGACCCCCUGGCCCCGGGACGUGGUGACCCCCUGGCUGAUGGUUCCGGUGGCCACAGUGACCCCCUGGCCCCAGUGUCCGGUGGCCCCGGUGGCCCCGGUGACCCCCUGGCUGAUGGUUCCGGUGGCCCCGGUGACCCCCCCGGGCCCCGCUGGGUGCGGGUGCAGCUCCUGGGCCGGGCCGGACGCUCCGAGCGGCGACACCUGA